UACAGGCACAGUGCAAUCAUGAACCAAACCGAAGUUCUUCAGGUUUUGAUGGGGAUCUUGUUGUGCUCUGUAAAUGGGUUACUGGGACUGGGUUCAGCUCUGGACUGCUCAGAUCAGGAUCCUACAGGCACAAGGUGUUCCAUUUCUGUAGAGAAACUUCUAGAUCGAGCCAUCCAGCAUGCUGAGCUCAUCUAUCGCAUGUCAGACGAGGCCAGGACAUUGUUUGAGGAGAUGUUUAUCCCUUUAUCGAUAUCUGCUUAUCAAGGCCAUUUAGGCAACUCUUGCACAUCCAGUCUUGUGCAUAUUCCUACAUCCAAAACGGAAAUUCAACAAAUUUCGGACAAAUGGCUUCUCCACUCAAUCCUGAUUCUGGUUCAGUUCUGGAUUGAUCCCCUGGCUGACCUGCAGGAUUCUCUAGACAGGUAUGACAAUGCUCCCAGUGCCCUCCUCAGCAAGACCAGGUGGAUGUCAACUAAAUUGAUGAACCUUAAGCAAGGAGUACUUGUCCUUAUGAGUAAGAUGCUGGACGAAGGAGGCCUGGAUUUGGAAAAUAAUGAGAGCUUGGCACGUCACCUUGCUGUUCCUGCCAUGGAGGAGCAUGUACUGAGAGACUACAAUGCGCUAUCAUGCUUCAAAAAGGAUGCUCACAAAGUGGAAACGUUUCUAAAACUGCUUAGAUGCCGCCAUACAGAUAACCUGAGCUGCUCCCUUUUCUAGCCAUGUCAAAAGCUCUAUGUUGGGCUUUUCAGAAAAUGGACUUCCACAUAAAAAUAUAUAUAUUUUAAAGUUUGGAAAAUAUGCACAAUAAAGACAAUAUAUCUUUUUUGCAAA
This is a messenger RNA of Silurus meridionalis, 831 nucleotides long. It is a transcript of the gene smtlb, whose product is annotated as somatolactin beta. Gene Ontology annotation, biological process: animal organ development; positive regulation of tyrosine phosphorylation of STAT protein; positive regulation of growth. The coding region runs from base 19 to 717 and encodes 232 amino acids. Gene Ontology annotation, molecular function: growth hormone receptor binding; growth hormone activity. The record is from RefSeq and is a predicted model, not a curated record. Lineage: Eukaryota; Metazoa; Chordata; Actinopteri; Siluriformes; Siluridae. Gene Ontology annotation, cellular component: extracellular region. The transcript is spliced from 5 exons.